This is a messenger RNA of Microthlaspi erraticum, 834 nucleotides long. NCBI's taxonomy places the organism in Eukaryota, Viridiplantae, Streptophyta, Magnoliopsida, Brassicales, Brassicaceae. The record is from the annotation of a GenBank genome assembly.
AUGCUACGAGUGUUUGGCUCUGCUUGCUAUCCGUAUUUACGGCCAGUGGCUGAUCAUAAGUUGGAACCUCGGUCGCUGCAGUGCGUUUUCAUAGGGUAUAGUGCUCAACAUAAAGGCUACAGGUGCUUAUACUCUCCUACAGGCAAAGUCCAUAUUUGUAGACAUGUCGUGUUUGAUGAAGAGUGCUUCCCGUUCAAGACACGAUAUGAAUCUCUUGUGCCUCGCUAUCAUAAUAAGCUUCUCAACGCUUGGCAACAAUCGACUGCAACGCCUCCCCCGAAUCAGAAAGAGGAGGUUCAAGUCUCGCGAGCAUUACCGGUUCCAACAGCUCCAACUCAGACAAUGCCAAAUGUUGCAGAGAAUGAUCAGCAUAUGCUUGAGAAUAAUGGAAAUUCUGGCUCUGAAACUGAAGAUGUCGCUGUGGUUCAGGCUGAGAAUACUCAUCCUAUGACAACAAGGGCAAAAUCUGGUAUUCAUAAACCAAAUACUCGUUCUCUGGUUGCGUCAAAAUUCAUUCCAGAGGUGCCUAUGUCUAUUGAAGCAGCAAUGAAACAUCCUGGAUGGAACUUAGCGGUGAUGGAUGAGAUGGGCCGCAUUCAUAUGCUCAACACAUGGAGCUUAGUACCUUACGAAGAGGAUAUGAAUGUACUAAGCAACAAAUGGGUGUAUACUGUCAAACUCAAGCCGAGUGGUGAUCUAAACAAGCUGAAAGCAUGGUUAGUGGCAAAGGGUUUCGAUCAGGAGGAGGGUCUAGAUUACUUGGAGACCUUCAGUCCAGUUGUGCGCACAGCCACAAUAAGAAUGAUUCUGGAUGUUGCCACAGCUAAGGACUAG